UUGUCAAGGGCAACCUUUGGAAUUGAAGUAAACAAUUUUUAUUUAAAAACGCAUUGUAUACAUUAUAAAUUUUCAUUGUUAUUUCAAGUAGUUGUCCAAUUUCUCCUGUUCUGUAAAAUAAUGCCGCGACAUAAGACUCUAAUUGAUAUAACUCAGCGGCUAAUGCGUCGCUUCGAAGAAGAACGUGACUUGGAUGUGGAAGAGGAGUUCAUUGCCUAUGUUGUCCAUUUACUUGCUCGCGACUUACGACGUGGCCUUCUCAAAUGUGACCUAAAUAAGCCACGCGCCUGUGAGAUAAAUAGAUUCAUUGACGGCAUCAUCAAAGAUUAUAUGGAUCCAACGGAUCCCACAAUGACCAUUAUGAAAAUGUCAUGGAUCAUGAAGAAGGGCAAAACUAUCGAUUUGAAAUAUGUAAAAGAGCAAUAUGAAGAGAAAUUCCAAGAGGAAUUGGAUAUUCUAAUUGAAGAUAUACUUCAACAUCCAGAGACUUGUAGUAAAUUACAAUUGGAUCAAUUGUUUUCCAAAAUGCAAGUAUUCAUUGUGGCCUGCUACAAUCUCGGUUCACCCAAAAAUCAUGUUCUCCUGAAGCUAACCGCCCAGGCACUAAAUAGCGUUAUAGGUCGCAGCGAUUUACAGAAUUAUGUGUUGAAAAAGAAAUAUCAUCGUAUGGAAUAUUUAAAGAGAUUGGCUGCCACAGUUGGUGGUAUUGUUAUAUUUAAUAAUGAUACACCAGAAGGUGAUAGGCAGAAUGUAAGAUAUGUUAUAGAAGAUCUUGAGAUGGCUCAAACCAAUACCGAGGAAGCUUUUCAUACUGCCCUUAAGCAAGCUAGCCAAAUGCGUUCCUUCUGCCAAAUGGCAGUAGAGGAGAACAUUAAAAUUGAUGCAAACGACAUGACAUUAUCCUAUCGUGUGCCCCUUGAACGUUUACAGCGACUCAAUCAGUUCUCUUUGAUGUAUGCCAUGUUUUAUCGUUGCCUCAAUACCUUACAUCUGAGCUAUGAGAAUACAAAAUAUUUGGUUAAUGUAGAACAGAAACGUUAUCAAUGUGUGAUAGCGAAAAUUAAUGAUACUCUGUCCAUGCGUACGGCCAUUGAAUCGGAAUUAAUAUUUCCCCACUUUGUGUAUUUGUCACAAGUUUGGACCAAUUUGAAUAAUUUUUUAAAUCACAUUGUCGAGCUAAACAAAUUGCGUGAACAUUUAGAGUCUUUGAUUCCCAUGGAUAUUAAAUCUUUGGCUGAAAGCACUGUGGCGGAAAUUCUGGCUAUAAGACAGCGCAUUAAAUCGGAUAGUGUAGUUAGCUUUGAUGAGCGCAUGGCUGCUCUUAAGAUGCAUCAAACAGAUGGAAAUUUUUGCAAUUUGGCUCGUGCUGAUAUCAAUGAAUUCUGUGCAUUAACUUUGACUAUAACCAAUGGCCUCAUUUUGCCAGCCCAUGUACAACGUAAACUCUGCAUGAAUGUGAAUAUAUCAUUUGGUUUUCGGGAUCAUCGUUUUGCACGUUACGCUGAAUUGCGUUUUGAGCAAUUUAUUGAAGCCUUUCGUAAAGUCAUAUUUCAGAAUGCCAAUUUGGCUUUGCUAUUUCAUUUGGAUGAAGAGCUAUUGAGGCAAGAAUUAAGCGAUUUCGUUGAGGUGCCAAGCAAACAAAUAGAUUUCUGUGGCCAAACCGAAAUGGUAGUCACCAAUGAUCUGUCUGUGCCCAAUUGGAUCAAUGUUACAUGGAAUGUUUGGGAUUAUCAUAGAGAAACAAUACAUUUGGCUGAUAUACGAAAGAAGCAGACACGCGAUACCCAAACCAAGGUCAACUAUGGUCAACGUAAUGCCCAGAAUCAAGCUAAUAGCCCAAGGCGAGAAAUGUGAAAAGUAUUUAGCCUUACCACGUCUGGCCUUAUCCAUAUCGAUGUAACAGAAUAAGCGAUUUGUCACAAAGUAAAUAUAAUUUUUGGACCAUAUUAGUGCAUAGAUUUCGCUCUUAUGUGGUGAACGGUAUAGCUCCUUAAUCCUCAUACGUUCUACAUCGAUGAUGCCAACCUGAAAUUUGAUUUAAUUUUUAGUUUCAAUUAAUAAUAAAUUGCAUAGAUGUAUGACAAAUUA
Molecule: messenger RNA, 2088 nt
Organism: Drosophila willistoni
Lineage: Eukaryota; Metazoa; Arthropoda; Insecta; Diptera; Drosophilidae
Product: cilia- and flagella-associated protein 206
Exons: 3
Coding region: 121-1854 (577 amino acids)
Biological process (GO): regulation of cilium beat frequency
Cellular component (GO): ciliary basal body; axoneme
Source: RefSeq, a predicted model, not a curated record